Molecule: messenger RNA, 1236 nt
Organism: Rhizophagus irregularis DAOM 181602=DAOM 197198
Lineage: Eukaryota; Fungi; Glomeromycota; Glomeromycetes; Glomerales; Glomeraceae
Biological process (GO): 'de novo' pyrimidine nucleobase biosynthetic process; pyrimidine nucleotide biosynthetic process
Cellular component (GO): cytoplasm
Molecular function (GO): dihydroorotase activity
Source: RefSeq, a predicted model, not a curated record
ACAAUCAAGUUCAAUAAAAAAAGUGAAGACGUCCGUAAACCUCUCGAACAAAAUGCCAAACAAAACCAUAAUUCUUCCUUCAGCAAGUGAUUUUCACAUUCAUCUUCGUCAAGAUGAUUUAAUGAACAUGGCAGUUCCUCAAAUUGCGGAAGGAGGUAUCUCUUUAUGUUACGUCAUGCCAAAUCUUAAACCACCCAUCACUUCUACGAAACAAGCUCUUGAUUAUAAAGAUAAAUUAGAAAAGUUAGAACCAAACGUGACUUUUCUUAUGAGUUUGUAUCUCAACUCUGAUUUAACACCUGAAGAAAUUAGAAAAGCAAAAGAGGCUGGAAUCAUUGGUGUUAAAUCAUAUCCAAGAGGAGUAACUACAAAUUCUGAUUCGGGUAUAGAGUCAUACAAAGUUUAUUAUCCGGUUUUUAAAGCUAUGGAAGAAGUUGGAAUGAUAUUAAAUCUUCACGGCGAAAUUCCAAGUGAUAUAGAACAGGAUAUAUGCGUAAUGAAUGCAGAAGAAAAAUUUUUAAUACACUUAAAACAAUUACAUGAAGAUUUUCCGAGAUUAAAAAUCGUUUUGGAGCACGCUACAACAAAAGAGGCGAUCGGAAUGGUAAAAUCGCUUGGAGAUACCGUUGGCUGUACCAUAACUAUCCAUCAUUUACAACUUACCGUAGAUGAUUGGGCAGGACAAUGUCAUAAUUUUUGUAAACCUGUUGCAAAAUUUCCGCAUGAUCGACAAGCUUUACGUGACGUAAUUCUUGAAGGACAUCCUCGAUUUUUCUUAGGAACAGAUUCUGCUCCACAUCCUGCACAUCUAAAAGAAUGUGCUCAAUCAUGUGCUGGUGUGUUUACUACUCCUUUAGCUCUUCCAUAUCUUGCUACAAUUUUUGAUUCAUUUAACGCGCUUCAUACGCUUAAAUCGUUUGCGUGUGAGAAUGGCAAAAAAUUUUACAAUAUCAAAGAGGAGAAAUGUCGUGAAAUUAAAUUAAUCAAUGAAAAUUGGUUAGUUCCAAACGCGUACCAAUUUGGUAAUACACAGAAAGAAAAAUCCGGGAUUGUUAUUCCAUUCUGGGCUGGAAAAACUUUAACGUGGAAAAUUGACUCAAACUAAUAAAUAAAAAAACUUUUGAAGAAAAAUGUAAACCAAGUAUAAUUAAAUAAAAAUAUAUAAUAAAGUAUUCUUGUAUUACUACUAAAUAUCCCUAUAUUUAAAGAAUAAUUUUUUUUUUUUUUGAAAAAAAA